UGCACCGUCUUAUUCGUACCCAAUAUAUUUCAAACUAAAUUUCAUGUGUUUGCUCGCCGGCACAUUUUCCUUGCAUUGUAUGUGAUAAACAAUAUGAGGUUAACAUAUAGACUGCUCAAAAAUGUUUCAAAAAGGAAUUUAUUAAAGUCAAUUCGAGCUGAGGGUACAUCAUUUGGAUUUGGAAAUGAAAGUCAGAAGACAAUAAAUUCAAGCAAAACUGUUAUAGUAGAAUACAGUUCACCCAAUAUUGCUAAGCCAUUUCAUGUUGGACAUUUAAGGUCUACAAUACUUGGCAAUUACAUAGCUAAUCUGUAUGAGAGACUGGGAUGGAACGUUGUAAGACUGAACUACUUGGGAGACUGGGGGACACAAUUUGGUUUAUUAGCUGUAGGAUUUCAAAGAUACGGAAAUGAGGAAGAUCUUCAGGCAAAUGCUUUGCAUCAUCUGUUUGAAAUAUAUGUGAAGAUAAAUGAAGAUGUAGCUGCAGAAAAGAAAGAAGGUAAAAGUGUGACACACCAGGAGGGCAUGGAAGCAUUCAGAAAAAUGGAACAAGGUGAUACUGAAAUGCUCAACAUUUGGCAAAGAUUUAAAGACAUCAGUAUACAGGAGUAUUCUAAAUUGUAUCAGAGAUUAGGUGUGACAUUCACAGAGUACCAUUCAGAGUCAAUGUACGAUAAAGAAGCCAUAUCAUUAACAGAAAGGUUAAAGCACACGGGGAUACUACAGACGGACAGUGAAGGUAAAGGGUAUAUUCAAAUAGAAUCAGAUAAAGGUAUACCAGAUAAAGUGAAUAUUCUGAAAAGUGAUGGUACAACAUUGUAUAUUACAAGGGAUAUUGCUGCCAUUAUGGACAGAGCAGAGAAGUACAAGUUUGAUAAGAUACAUUAUGUUGUAGAAAAUGCCCAGCAUAUGCAUUUUAGUCAUCUGUGUGGUGCCAUGAAUAGAUUUCCUGAGUGGAAUAAUAGAUUGAAUGAAGAUCUCCAUGUAAAGUUUGGUAGAAUUGAAGGAAUAAGCACAAGAAAGGGCAAUGUGGUUUUUCUGAAGGAUGUUUUAGAUGAAGCAGCGAGUAGAUUUAAGACAUCAAUGAUGGCAAAGAAAAAUUAUAAAAUUGAUGAAAAAGACAUAGAUGCCGUAACUGAAGAGUUGGGGAAAAGUUCAAUAAUUGUUCAGGAUCUCGGCCAAAGACGCAUAAAGAAUUACAAAUUCAAUUGGGAAAGAAUUAUGUACAGCGCAAAGCUGCAAUAUUGUCAUGCUAGACUUUGGAAUCAGACUCAGACAGAGACACUGAUGGCGCAUCAUGUAACAGAGCCUGUAAUGUUUGUACGUGUAAAGUUGAUUGCCUUCUCUAGUUUGACAAAGCUAGUGUUGACAGUCACAUACUUUCUAUGA
Molecule: messenger RNA, 1389 nt
Organism: Ruditapes philippinarum (Manila clam)
Lineage: Eukaryota; Metazoa; Mollusca; Bivalvia; Venerida; Veneridae
Product: probable arginine--tRNA ligase, mitochondrial
Exons: 13
Coding region: 94-1389 (431 amino acids)
Biological process (GO): arginyl-tRNA aminoacylation; mitochondrial translation
Cellular component (GO): mitochondrion
Molecular function (GO): arginine-tRNA ligase activity; ATP binding
Source: RefSeq, a predicted model, not a curated record